CGAAUACGCAGUCUGGCCGUGCGGUGCGCGACACACAGACGCCCGCGUCCAUCGCCGCUGUCGUCGUUGUCGUCGUCUCGUCGACGAGACACCGCCGCGCGUGCCGAAACGCCGAUUGGCAUCGAAAACCCGCCGUCUGUGUCGAUCCACACGACAUACUGUUAUUGUUUACAAUCGAUCAGACGUGUUCCCGUAUUGUGAUUAUACGUCGGCGUGCGCGUGUACAACACAAUAACAAAACAAUUCCGGAGAACACGUUCCCGUCCGCGCCUUCCCGAUUUACGUUCCGAUCGCUGGCGUUUUCCGCCGUCGCGUUCACUCGCUGCCGUCGACUUUGUCGUCUCUGUCGUCGCCGUGUGUAGGGUGUACGACGCGCGCGCGACAUGUCCGACAAUCCUAACGGCGCCGCUUCUGCCGAGCAACCGGUCUGUACCGAGGCCACGCCGCAGCCGGUACAGCAGCAGCUUGACGAGGGUGCCCGACCGUCGCCAGCUAGACAGCACCACCAGAACGGCGGUUCGCCGGCGGCCGCCAUGGCCGUGGUCGCCCCGUCACCGGAUACGCCGCGGAAGAGAGGUGAUGUUAAAGAUGAAACGUACUCGUCCGAAAACAAUAGAAACUCUGGUUAUGAAACGAAUUUAUACCUCUAUUCUGAUGAAAUGGAUGACCGGCCGCGGGUGCCCACUUUCCUCAACUCGAUCGCCGAUUACUCGAACACCAUCCCGAAUUUGGCGGAGUCUGACACUAAGUCAACCACUGCCAAACAGGGAUCGUCCAGGAUGGGCACGCUGGUCGGCGUCUACCUGCCGUGCGUACAGAACAUCUUCGGAGUCAUUUUGUUCAUUCGGCUAUCGUGGGUUGUCGGCACGGCAGGCGUCGUCUACGGGUUUGGAAUCGUGUUCACCUGUUGCUGCGUGACAAUGUUAACUGCUAUCUCUAUGAGUGCCAUAGCCACGAACGGUGUUGUGCCUGCUGGCGGGCCGUACUUCUUGAUAUCCAGAUCGCUGGGUCCCGAGUGCGGGGGAGCUGUCGGUAUGCUCUUCUACACCGGUAUCACACUGGCCGCGUCCAUGUACAUCAUCGGAGCAGUUGAAAUCAUACUCACGUACAUGGCGCCAACCUUAUCGAUUUUCGGCGACUUCACCAAAGACAGCGGUAUAAUGUACAACAAUUUCCGCGUAUACGGGACAAUAUUGCUGAUGGUCAUGAGCUCGAUCGUAUACGUCGGCGUGAAGUUUGUCAACAAAUUUGCGUCCGUGGCAUUGGCCUGCGUGCUGUUGUCCAUAUUGUCUGUAUACGUGGGCAUUUUUUAUAACUUCCAUGGCAGCGAUAAACUUUACAUGUGCUCGCUUGGUAAUCGGCUGCUGAAAGAUAUGGAUUUGAAAUACUGCACUAAAGCGGCGGGUAGUUACUUGCACAACAUGUACUGCGCCAAUGGAACCGGACCGUGCGAUAGCUACUUCGAAAUGCAUAACACAUCAAUUGUAAAAGGCAUCCGGGGCAUUAGCAGUGGUGUUUUCUUCGAAAAUAUCUAUGGUAACUUUUUGGAAACUGGACAGUACAUAGCCAGAGGUCAUAGUCUAGACGAUAUCCAGCCAUUGAGUAAGAAUACAUAUAACAUGGUAAUGGUAGAUAUCACCACAACAUUCACUAUACUUAUUGGUAUAUUCUUUCCGUCCGUAACUGGAAUCAUGGCCGGUUCUAAUAGAUCUGGAGAUCUAGCAGAUGCACAAAAAUCAAUUCCCAUUGGUACAAUAUUAGCUAUUCUGAGUACAUCGUCGGUUUACCUGUCUGCCGUUCUACUAUUCGGAGCCACAGUCGAUAAUUUACUACUUAGAGACAAGUUUGGUCAAAGUAUUGGAGGACGUCUGGUAGUGGCUAAUAUAGCAUGGCCAAACGAAUGGGUGAUUUUGGUGGGAGCGACACUGUCGACUUUGGGAGCCGGACUUCAGAGUCUCACCGGAGCACCGAGGCUGUUACAAGCUAUAGCCAAGGACGACAUCAUACCGUUCCUGCGGCCGUUCGCCAAGUCUUCAGCGUCUGGCGAACCCACUAGGGCUCUGCUGUUGACCGUAGCUGUAUGUCAGUGCGGUAUACUGAUUGGAAAUAUCGAUAAUCUCGCUCCACUCUUGGCCAUGUUCUUAUUGAUGUGUUACGCGUUCGUCAACUUGGCGUGCGUCUUGCAGACGCUGUUGCGCACACCAAACUGGAGACCUAGGUUUAAGUACUAUCAUUGGACACUGUCGUUCACCGGACUCGUGUUGUGCAUUGCUGUCAUGUUUAUGUCAAGUUGGUAUUUCGCGCUGUUAGCUCUGGGCAUGGCGGGAGUAAUUUAUAAAUACAUCGAGUAUCGAGGAGCCGAAAAGGAAUGGGGCGAUGGUAUGCGUGGUUUGGCCUUGUCAGCUGCGAGAUACAGUUUGCUACGACUGGAAGACGCGCCACCGCACACCAAGAACUGGCGCCCGCAAAUUCUCAUGUUAGUCAACUUCAACGCCGACCUGCCAAAAUACCGUAAGAUAUUCUCACUAGUGUCUCAACUCAAGGCGGGUAAAGGGCUCACGGUGAGCGCAACUGUCAUCGAGGGCGAUUACAUCAAGAAAACUGGUCAUGACGUACAGUCUACCAAGAAAGAACUAGUUAGGUUGAUGGACGAGGAAAAGGUCAAAGGAUUUGCGGACGUUUUAGUCUCUAAUAACACGUCAGAGGGACUCAGUCAUUUGAUACAAAUCGCUGGACUUGGAGGAUUAAAACCCAACACCGUAAUUUUAGGCUGGCCAAACAGCUGGCAACAAUCUGAGAACGACCGAUCUUGGCAAGUGUUUCUACACACUAUCCGUAUCGUAACAGCUGCUAAGAUGGCCUUAAUUGUACCCAAAGGCAUAAGAUCGUUCCCAGACUCGGCGACAAAGCUGUCAGGCACAAUCGAUAUUUGGUGGAUCGUUCACGACGGAGGCAUUCUGAUGCUCAUACCUUUCUUGUUAAAACAACACAGGACCUGGAAAAACUGUAAAUUGAGAAUAUUCACUGUAGCACAGACCGACGAUAAUUCUAUUCAGAUGAAAAAAGAUCUAAAAACGUUCUUAUACCAACUCAGAAUACCAGCAGAAGUCGAAGUGGUUGAAAUGACAAAUAACGAUAUAUCAGCUUAUACAUAUGAAAGAACGCUGAUGAUGGAACAACGAAAUCAAAUGUUAAGGGAGCUCAGACUUAAUAAGAAAGAAAGCUUUGGAAUGAUGCGUAAUAUCAUAGAUUUCAAUCGAGAAACACCGACGGGAGAGAAUACACCAUUGGUACAAUCCAUAAUAGACCAGCAUCAUAGAAAGGACGCGUCAGAAGGAAGAUCGGCUCCUAAAGUACGUUUCCAGGAAGAAACCAGUGCGGACGACGAAGCGAAAAAAUCAAAACCUGCCGAAUGUGCAUUCGAUGUCGAUGAUAAACGAACUGGCAAUGGUGAGAAAUCAGGAGUGUUAAAGGAUUCGCUACCAAAGGAGACAACAGAUUCUUCAACAUCGACAAUGCGACCAGACGAAGAUAAUGUGAGAAGGAUGCACACAGCUGUUAAAUUGAACGAAGUCAUUGUCAGUAGAUCGAGAGACGCUCAAUUGGUUAUAUUCAACUUACCAGGACCGCCUAAAGACACCAAAUUAGAGAGAGAAUCAAACUACAUGGAAUUUUUAGAAGUGAUGACCGAAGGCCUCGACAAAGUGCUGAUGGUGAGAGGCGGUGGUCGCGAAGUGAUCACAAUUUAUUCAUAAGUAACCUGAAGCUCACGUCUCGUCCGUCAGGUACGAAUUUUUAUACUUGUUUACACUAAUUUUAUGUUGGCCGGCAACUUUCUCAACACGCCAGGCGUCUAUCGAAUGGUUUUGUUUUUUAUUUCAAAUGUUUUGUUUGUUUUUUAGUAUUAUUACGUUAAACAAAUUGUUGCACAUAAUAUAAAAUUGUUCAUUGUAUUUGAUAAAAAUCAUUAUCACUGUUUUCUAAAAUUAUGGUUAUUGUUAUAAUUUACUCGUAUGCCCUCAUAUAGGCACUUAAGCUUAAAAUUAUAUAUAUUAUUAUAUGUAUUUACAUAGGUUUAUAUUAAAUGUGACCUUUAAAAAACAAUGCGACACCAACAACAUUUGUCGGACUUUUUUAUAUUCAAUUUAUCAAAAUCGGCUUUAAUACUUAGUUUAAUUUAGGCGGACGAAUAAAAAAAAAUGAAAAAAAUGAAAAAAAAAGCGCGUAGGAAUUUGUUCGUCCUAUACCUAUUUGGUGAUUCGUCUUCUCGAUAGUAUUGACUUAAAUAAAUAGUGCGUUGGGCGUAGCAUUGUUUUACGAGGCUGUAUUUUUUUUUUGUUUUUUUUUUUUAGUUUGUUUGCUGUACAUAUUUAAGGAAAAUUGAUUAUUAUUUAGUAUAUUUACGAACAUAACAUUUCGUCAGCUGUUCAACAUUUUAAACCAUGAAAUCGCAUUUACACCACCGUUUUGAGUUGCGAUCGCGUAUUUCUACUUAAAUCUUAAGGUUUAUUGAAACCCAAUGGGGCCGUUCUACUUAAACUUGUUGACCCGAAAUAUCAUAACAUGCCUAACACUACCAUAAUAAUUAUUCUACUACCCACAUUAUUACAAUUAACAUUAUGUUAUGAUAACAACAUAAUAAUUCACUGCCAAUUUCAACUGUAACACCUGUGAAUUGUAAAUGAAAAGAGACUAUCGGAAUACUAUUAUUUCUUCGAUGUUAUUAGAUGUUGUCGUUUUUUUCAUGCGUAAAAUCAAUUAAUUUUAUCAUCCUGUUAAAUACGCCAAACAAACGCAAUGUAAUGGUUACCGUAAACACCGACCAAACAACCAACAUGGUUAUUUGCCUUGUCGUCUGUAUUUUGUGUUAUUAGCCUAUUUGAAUAGUCGUUGUAUAAAUUGUAACUUUUAUUUGCCGACAUUCCUUAACACAAAAAUUCUUCACAAUAAUUGACUGCUGUUCCAAUGAGAUAUUAUUUUACAACAUAUUGUUGUUAUGGUUGUCAAUAUACUAUUUAAAGUUUAAACAAAUAUUUACUGAUAUUAAAAUAUUUAUAUUAUAAUAUUUCGUCUGUAAUUUUACUCUAAUAUAUUUUUUCUUUUUUUAUUUAUCUCGUAAGUAACACCAUUAAUUUUUUUUUGUGAUUAUUUAUUUAUUAUUAUUUUUUAGAAUAUUUUAACAAAAAAUUGUAUCUAUAUAAUUAUUGUUUUUGUUUUGUUAUUAUUAUAUAUAAACAAUAGUUUAAAAAUAAUGUUAAUGAACAAAAUAUUAUUAAUUGGUUAAAAACAUAAGUUGUUAAGUAAUCGAUUUCCUUAUGUUGUUAAAUAAAUAACCGAGUUAUGGCAUUGGAAA
Rhopalosiphum padi (bird cherry-oat aphid) is the source of this 5353-nucleotide messenger RNA. It is a transcript of the gene kcc, whose product is annotated as solute carrier family 12 member 6. The coding region runs from base 384 to 3755 and encodes 1123 amino acids. Gene Ontology annotation, cellular component: membrane. Gene Ontology annotation, biological process: chloride ion homeostasis; chloride transmembrane transport; potassium ion homeostasis. Gene Ontology annotation, molecular function: potassium:chloride symporter activity. NCBI's taxonomy places the organism in Eukaryota, Metazoa, Arthropoda, Insecta, Hemiptera, Aphididae. The transcript is spliced from 20 exons. The record is from RefSeq and is a predicted model, not a curated record.